Messenger RNA from Aphanomyces invadans, 2339 nucleotides. RefSeq lists its product as hypothetical. Gene Ontology annotation, biological process: transport. Gene Ontology annotation, cellular component: membrane; Golgi apparatus. The coding region runs from base 34 to 1551 and encodes 505 amino acids. The transcript is spliced from 5 exons. Lineage: Eukaryota; Oomycota; Saprolegniomycetes; Saprolegniales; Verrucalvaceae. The record is from RefSeq and is a predicted model, not a curated record.
UGGAACGCUUCCUUUGCCGACGAAGAGUGCGACAUGACCGGCGCAAGGAUGGCACGCCGUUGGGCAUGUGCAGCCACGAUGACGUGCCUUCUCGCGGCGAUCCAAGCGUCAAUACACGUUGUAAAUGGACCAGCCAUCGGAUGGAAAGCCACGGAGCGCAUGUUUGCCAACGCCCCUGGCGCCAUCACCUCGAUAAUUCGCGUCGACUUCAAUGCAACGCCCGUUGACGCCGCGGACAUCCCUUCCGACAUGGAAUUCGCUGUCGCUGUGUCAAUAUUUGACGUAGCGGAAGGUUCGGUGCCUCCCAUGGACUAUUGCGCCGAGAACUACGCGGAAAGCGACCACGGGCACGUGGUUGGCCGCGUGUUCACCAACUCGACAGCGCUGGACGUCCACGGUAGCAAACAAUUUGCCGUGCAGCACACGGGGGCGCAAGUCGUGGUCGUGACAACGUGCAUGCGCCCCAAAUUCACGUUUGAUGACAAUUCGACCCUCGACAUGUUUCCAUUCCAAGAGUAUCAGGGCGACGUCGUGUACUCCAUUGCCGCGUCCAUGUCGUUCUUGAACUCGUAUGGGUACCUUCCCGGCCUCAUGUGGGGCUUGCUUCCGUUCAGUGCUGUCCUUGUGGUCGCGUACGUGUCGGCAGUGUCGGUCUUUGCCGGCUUGUACUGGUGCCAUCGGUCGUCGCUGCUUCGGCUGCAUUCGUUCAUGUUGGUCGUGCUAGUCUUGAUGACAGUGGAAUCGCUGCUGUGGUGCAUCACGUACUUUGGCUUGAACGCGACGGGCCAAGCGCUGUGCUGCCCGUACCCGCCGAUGGUGCUCGUCGCGACCGCUUUCAAAGUUCUCUCGAAGCUCGUGGCCCGCGUGCUAACCACGAUUUUAUGCCUUGGCUACGGCCUCGCCCGGCCUCACUUGACUAUCUCGGAGACGGUCGUCGUGACGGGGCUCUCGCUGUGUUAUGUCGUAUCGACCGGUGUGCUCGAGGUUGUGCAUGUUUCCAACCAAGCCAAGGGCAGCGCCGAGCCACCGUUCAUUUGGGAACUUCUUGCGGUCGCCACCGACUGCUGCUUUGCCGGAUGGAUCUUUUCGUCGCUCAUGGUGACGCGCCGCACCCUGCGUGCUACCCGCCAGACGUCCAAACUGCGCAUGUACAACCUCCUCUUUGGAGUGCUCCUCGCCUUUGUCGCGUUUGCGUUUGCGUUGACGCUGCUAGAGAACGCCGUAUAUGCCAAGCAAGUGCCGACGUUUUCGUGGGAGUACUUGUGGCUGCUGUGGGCCGCGAGCCGCGUGCUCACUUUGGCGCUCGUCGUGACGCUGUCGGUGCUGUGGCGGCCCAAGCAAACGAGCGUCCUCAUUGCGCACUCGCACCAAUUGCCUUCGUGUGAAGAUGGAUCGAUCGAUCAAGCGGGCCAAAUUCAGUCGGAAGUCCACGAAAUCAUCAUGGAAGACGACGUAGCGGGCGACACUGCGGCAGCAUCCGACCGGUCCAAAGAAAGCCGUAGUGGGGGCGGUGCCAACGACGACGGCCGCAAGGCCGUGGACGCGGCGUGAGCAUGCCCGAUUCCGUCGGCGGACGCCCCCGACUUGUACGAAUACGUGAAGUAAAUGUGUUUAUUCGAACUCUCGGCAGCGUGGGUGUCCAAAUGGUUUGCACUCGUUAUGUCGCACGUCGUGCGAGGUUGUUCUCUCUGGUCUAUCGAUUCAUCUAAUGCCGCCGCCACCUUACUGGAUCGUGCAGCAGCCCGGGGCGGGCGGCGCGGCGCCGACCGUCGCCUGCGCUGCCCUUGAGUAAUGCGUAAACUUGGAAUAUGUGAUCUCGUGGAGCGGGACAGCGCUGUCCUUUUCGUCGACAAACGAGAGUUUCUUGCCGGUCCGUGGUCGAUUCCACGGGUUCUCGUUCUUGUACGAGCUCUGUUUCCUAAGGCCGUCGUUCCGGUGGACUUGGGACCCGGGCGAGUCGACGGGUGGGCCGACGCGCGGCACCAUGGUCGACGACUUGUCGUCAUCUUCGUUGUCCAGUUCGUCGGGCUGGUCAGAGCCACCGUCGUCUGUGGUCGCGCCGCCUUCGCGCCGACUCGUGUUGCUGCUGGUGGUGGCCGUGCUUCCGAGACUGUUCAUGUGGGCGGGGAAGCUUUGUUCGGACGCUACUUUUGCCAUUCGAAGAGGUUGUUGCUGGAGCCGUCGAUCCCACACCACUUCAUCUACAGUCGUGCAGGCUGUCGGGGUCGGCGGACGAGCGGCGAGGGGCGUCUCGAGUCGGUUUGGACGCGGUGGAUGGUGCUGCUCGUGGCUGCCUUUCUCCACGAUGCCACUGGCAAAUAUGGGGCGCUCCCACGGCC